AUGGGUGAUGAAAAAGCACGUCUUGGUCUUUCUUUUAUGUAUAAUCCACCAGUAGGUAUGGCUAAACAAGAAGAACAACAACUUCAAGAUCAAGAACUUCGACGUGCUGAUGGAACAUUAAUUAUUAAAAAAGAUGAACCGAAAUUUGAAUGGCAAAGAAUAUAUAAUGCACCAAGAGAAGCAUGGGCAAAAAAUGAUGAAAAAAUUCGAGAUCAACCUUUUGGUAUUGAAGUCAGAAAUGUACGUUGUAUAAAAUGUAAAAAAUGGGGUCAUGUAAAUACCGAUAAAAUUUGUCCAUUAUAUGGAAAAUCUCGUUUUGAUAAUGAUUCAAAUCAUCCAAUAAGUCAAUUAACUUUAACACAAAAUAUGCCAACAACGAAUGAAUUAAUUGAAGAUUUACAUAAUAAAGGUUUAGCUAUGAGACGUGGUGGAGCAGAACAUAUGAUAGCUCAUAGUGAUAUUAAUAAUGAUGAUAUGACAAAUCGAGGAAAACAAGAUGAAUUAAAAACGGAAUUAAAAUUUUUAAAACAAUUACCAACACAAAUGAAACAUCGUCUUAUUAAACGUUUAAAACAUUUAGAAAAACGCGGAGCAAUUAAAGUUUAA
This is a messenger RNA of Rotaria sordida, 606 nucleotides long. Lineage: Eukaryota; Metazoa; Rotifera; Eurotatoria; Philodinida; Philodinidae. The record is from the annotation of a GenBank genome assembly.